AUGUGGCCCAACAGGUCGUAUGCAAAUGCGGUCAAAUCGGUGCCAAAUCAGCCACAACUGCAACCGAGCGCUCAGACGAUAUCAUCGGUGGACACGAAUCAGCUCUAUAUGGCCGCCAACUCUUUGCGGACACUCUUCGGCGAUAAUAUGAACCAAAAUGUCCUCCAAUCGAUCGGAACCAAUCAUUCGGACAACAGUUACGGCCAAAUGUCUGGUCAAAGACCUCCCGAGCGACGGGUCGUGGACUCGAGUCCACACUUUUCCCGUUUAGACCGAAACCUAUUGAAUCAAAUGCCACACAAUUCGGCCAAAACGUCGCCUCCUCUCAGACCCGCGGAGAACCAUUUCUACGAUCCAAACAAAAUGCCGCAAAAGUCUAUACUGAAGAAGAGUAAGGAUCAGCUAUACGUCGAAAAUACUACAUUCAAUACCGUCGAUGACGAAGACCUAUACAUUUACGGCUCGACCACCGCAUCGGAUGUGAAUUCUGGAGCGUAUCAGUCAAGGGGUCCACCAAUGGAGCCGACGAGCACUGCGACCGUUGAACGGGUUUUGUCACCCAUUUCUCUGAGACUCAAACAAGAGAUGGAAAAUAUGGACAAAAGUCAGAGCAGUUCUAAUCUAAGAGAUGACAGCCGUUGGACGCCAAACGUUGGCAACAGUUUAUAUGAUCAGCAAAAGCGCCAAAACGAUUGGGCAGAAGAGGAGGAGAUGUAUAAAAGGAAAUACAGACAACUCCGGAAUCCGAGUCCCACUCCCGAAGACUCUCUCGACGUGGAAAGAGUGCGAAUCCAACAAAUGGCUGCCAUUCACGCGGGAAUACUUCAAUCGCCGGAACGACUCCCGAAGAGCAGUCGACGAUUAUCUCCCGAAUCGAGUCCUAAGCGUAUGCGUAGAAGAAGUCCAUCACUUAGUCCGAGACGGCGCUCACCGAUAAGUCCUCGUCGACGGUCUAUAAGCCCGCGGCGGAGGUCUAUAUCUCCGCGUUAUAGAGACCGUCGUCGGAGCAGAAGUCGGAGCCGAGAGAGGUAUUUGCGAAGUCGUAGUCCUAGUGAUAGCAGAGGUCGACGAAGAAGUCGUACACCAGAGAGACGCCUGAGUCCGCGUCCAGUGGACAGACACCCGAAUCCAAUGCCCGGAUACCAAACUCUUAUGAAUCCUAUGGCAGUAAUGCAUCCAAUGGGAGCCCAGGCAUGGAGUGCUCCGCCUAUCCAUCAAAUGACUGCGUGGCCACAACCGGAGAUAAUAUACGAACCUAUCAUACCUUCAAAAGGAUCUCAAAUUAAUUCAAUGAAAUCAUCAAAACCGGUGCCGAGAAAGAGCUUAUCAUCCAAUCUAUUGAAAGUACCGAUCGCUAGAUCUCCCGCUCAGUCCUCUCCCAAGAAAGUGAUUGACAAAAAGGACGACAAACUGAUUAAUCCAUACGACCUUUUAUUAGCGGAAAGGACUAAACUUCGGGAAGAGAUGAACAGAUAUAACAAGUAUUACGAACAGAAAGUUGAGGACCAGAACCUGAUUGUGGCCAAAGACGGCGGAACCGAUAGUUACGCGUACAGACAACUCGAUAAAACGCUUAAAGAGUUGCGAACGACAAUGGAAUCAACGAAACAGAAGUUAGCGAAAAACUCUCAACUCAUGGAUGAGAUCCAGAAGUCCAAAGCGAAGGCAAAAGACUUUUUGGAGAAAAUCAAAACCACUGGCGAUAUAUCGAAAGUGGAGACCAAGAAGAAGGGAAUCGCUGUUAAGGCAAAAACACCGCCGAAGAAAUCGACCACAAGUGCGGACAAAAAGUCGCCGCAAAAGAAGGGCAAAGACGCGGAAGUGAUUGUCAUCGAAGACGACGACGAGGAAGAGGAACGCAACUCUCGUUUUCAUUACUUCGAUUCGGGUCCGCAUUGGUGUAAAUGUUGCGACAAAUUCCACGACAAUAUGAAACAAUACUUCCAACACAUCCACUCCAAAGACCACUUAACCAAACAGAGUGUGUCUGAGAGGACGCCGUGGGUUACGAAGGAUUACAUCCGCUCUUUUGAUAAAAUUAUGUCCAAAUCAAAGGAUAACAAACUGAUCGUCGCCUCUAAAGGCAUUCAGUUCAUUCAACCGACGCAAGGAUUUUACUGUGAGUUAUGCAAAGAGUUUCUCAAGGAUUCAUAUGAAGGCGAGCGGCACUUCAAGUCCGCCAAACACAACAGGAGUUAUACACGCUACACAUUAGAGCACAACGACUAUGAAUUCAAAUGGAAGUCCGAAAGAGACAAAGCGUUCACACAAUUGAAGCGAAAGGAAAGGGAACUCGAAAGAGAAAAGUUGGACAAAGAGUUGGAGGAAAAGGCGAACAAACGGAGGAAAUUAGAGGAUGAGGUGAAGCGCAAGGAUAAGGAGGUGAAGGACAGGAUUGAGGCCAUGAAUAAGGGUUUGAAAAAUGUCAAAGAAUUGGAGGACUCGAAGGCCGCCGACGAGAAUAAUGCCGAUAUGACGGCCACUUCGCCCCGAAUUAAGCUUAAUUUGAGCGCUAAUAAGACUGAAGACUCCGGCGAUAAGCCGAAGAACGCCGAGAAGACUGAUCCCAAGAGUAGUAAAUCUAAUGAUAAGUCGAAAAGUCCUGAUAAACCGACUAAUAAGUCGUCAAAAGAUGUGCCCAAAACUCCUGAUAAAAUCGAAAAACCUAUCGAUAAGUCGAAAACACCGAUUAAAACGCCGUUAAAAGCAGACAAAUCAAGUGAUAAAUCUAAAACUCCCGUUAAAACUGAUAAAACUAUUGAUAAAAAUACUGACAAAACACACGUUAAGUCGAAAACGCCCGAAAAAACUGGCGAUAAAAGCGCCAAAAAGAGCGAAACCGAAACAAACGCGAAGAACGAAAACGUUAACAAAAUUCUUGCAAAGGAAGACACUAUCGAUGAGAUUGAAGACAUGUAUGUAAUCGAUGAAAUCAAUUGCGAAGAUAAUGCCGAAGAUAUCGAUGAAAAUCAAUUACUUGAAUUGGGAAGCGAUGGGUCGGACGCUAAGCGCGAAACUAAUACCGAAAAUGUUGUCGAAAUGACUGAUAUAUCUCUGGACUCAAAACAAAUAUCUGAAACCAAUAGCAAAUCAAAUAGUGAAACGAGUGGUAAUGCAAAGGAUGGCGGAGUUGUUGACGGAGUUGUUCCUCCCAUUGAGACGACUAAUGAUAAAGCGGUGGAAAAGGUUGAGACAAACAAUGUUUCAGAUGUGAUGGCGAAGGAAGCAAUUGUAGAGAACUCUGAAAGUGGAGACAAUUUGGAUAAACAAUUGAAAAACGAGUCAAAACUGGAUUUAAUGGAUGAGUCGAUUACAACUGAUAAACAGAAUUCAGAGUCCGUUCGCGCCCUUAAAACCACAAUAGAAAUCGCUGUCGAAUCUCAGGACAUAUCAGUCAAUCAAUGCGAUGAGAAAUUGAACCAAAAUUUGACGGAGAAAUUGAUUGAUACACAAGAAUUGAAGGGGAAUUCUGUUGGUUUGAGUGAAACGGAUCCAAAACUGGAUGAUAAACCCAAACAUGAACCAGAAGUUAAACCCGAAGAUAAACCCGAAGAUAAACCAGAGGACUCCAUUGAAGGCGAAGGCGAUGAUGAGGACGAGUUGGAAGGCUUUGAUGUGAUCGAUGAGACCAAUGAAUGA
Molecule: messenger RNA, 3639 nt
Organism: Medioppia subpectinata
Lineage: Eukaryota; Metazoa; Arthropoda; Arachnida; Sarcoptiformes; Oppiidae
Source: the annotation of a GenBank genome assembly